GCUGCUGUCCGCGCUGCAAGUUGGCGGAAGAUGGCGGACAGCGGCGGCGGCGGCGGCGCUGCCGGCAGCAGCCUGGACCCGGCCAGCCUGCCCCCAGGGGACCCGCAGCUCAUCGCCAUGAUCGUGGAGCACCUGAAGAACCGCGGACUGUUCGACGAGUUCCGCCGAGACUGCCUGGCGGACGUUGACACCAAACCCGCCUACCAGAACCUCCGCCAGAAGGUGGACAACUUUGUGACGUCGCACCUGAGCACUCAGGAGUGGAAGCCGUCCAUCAACAAGAACCAGAUGAGGAACGGACUCAGACAAAGCGUGGUCCAGUCGGGCAUGUUGGAGUCGGGGGUGGACCGGAUCAUCACUCAAGUGGUGGACCCCAAAAUGAACCACACCUUUCGGCCGCACAUCGAGACGGCCAUCCACGACUUUCUGUCGGCAGACAAGAAGGACGACGACGCCGGAGCCUUGGAGCAGUCGCAACCCUCCGAGGGACCCAAAACCCCUUAAAAGAGACCCCCCCCCCCACCCCCACUUGUAUUAAUUUAUUCUUGCAAGAAUUCGUUGUAAUCCAAACAUGCUAUUAUUGCAGUCAUGGAAUGAGACGUGAGCCAAAUAACGCAUCCAUCCAAAUUGCGCAGCGAAAAGAACGUCACAAGUACCCCGGGGAACGUUGGCAGCUUCGCGUGAGCCAACCGGGAACACGGCCUUGUGGACUUGAUGACGGGGGACCACUCACUUCGCACCCUGAUAAAUUCUGGGAGCAGUGGGGGUGGGGGCGAGCUGUGCGACAGCCUCAGCAUCGCCUGUACCCGCGACAGCGACCGCGCUGCCAGCCCUGCGCCGACCGCAGCUGGAAAAAUUGACGCCUGACAACGUCAGCCAUCAUCAAUAAGACUUUUGUGUGUUUGUCGCAAAAGGAACAGCUAGCUGACAAGCUCCUCACACUUUGAGUGAUGUUUCAAGAUGAACCUCAUGGAGUUAUGAGUUAAAUUGC
Messenger RNA from Hippocampus comes (tiger tail seahorse), 991 nucleotides. RefSeq names its product biorientation of chromosomes in cell division 1 (gene bod1). The record is from RefSeq and is a predicted model, not a curated record. Lineage: Eukaryota; Metazoa; Chordata; Actinopteri; Syngnathiformes; Syngnathidae. Bases 31 to 504 code for a protein of 157 amino acids. The transcript has 3 exons.